Molecule: messenger RNA, 723 nt
Organism: Penicillium brevicompactum
Lineage: Eukaryota; Fungi; Ascomycota; Eurotiomycetes; Eurotiales; Aspergillaceae
Exons: 7
Coding region: 1-723 (240 amino acids)
Source: RefSeq, a predicted model, not a curated record
AUGGCUCCAUCCGCUCUGGCAGAGAUUCAGCAGAAAGAGGCAUACAAGCAAUGGCUGCAGCGUGUAGAAGCUCUCCUCCCCACUGGCAAGGAAGGCCGGCGUGUGACCGCUGAGAUUACAGCGAAAGGUGGAAAAGAAAACCUCAACUACCGAUUUCUCAAGAAGCGCGCGUGCUAUUGUACCCAGCAUGUAGGAGACGACCGGUAUCAAAGAUUCCGCAAGACUGGCCCUGUGGUUGUUGCCCGUUGCUUCUCUCUAUGCCCAUUCUGUGAUUAUUCUCCUAGGGCUGGAAAGACAGCAAUAGGAAUUCCAGAUGGGGUACACUGUGGGGGUACAAUCCGCAAGCAUAUCAUGAAGCGGCACUGUGGAAACAAGGAUCUUGAGGGUCUUUGGGUAGUUUCAGACAAGGUGAUAUCCGAACAUGGUCUUCUUGACUCUCUUGAAGUACUUGACUCCGAUGAUGAAGAGACACCUCAUGGGGCCCAGUCACGAUCAACCCUGGACAACCAAGACCGACCAGCUACAGUUGACAAGGCAGUGCAAACCACUGACCAGAAGGCUUGCGCAAGGAAGUCCAUCAACAUUCGCGAAUGGCUCUCAAACGAGGGAUGCACUAACGCACGUCGUUCUGAGAUCAUCGGCAGGGAAUGCAGGAAGCGGAAAGCAAUUCACCUGAAAGAGGAAGCACCAGAGGAUGGGGCUAUCUAUCAGGAGGAAGGCUAG